Messenger RNA from Botrytis cinerea B05.10, 1375 nucleotides. RefSeq lists its product as hypothetical. The coding region runs from base 284 to 1084 and encodes 266 amino acids. Gene Ontology annotation, cellular component: cytoplasm. Gene Ontology annotation, molecular function: aldehyde-lyase activity. The record is from RefSeq and is a predicted model, not a curated record. The transcript is spliced from 2 exons. Lineage: Eukaryota; Fungi; Ascomycota; Leotiomycetes; Helotiales; Sclerotiniaceae.
GGUAGGUGCUUUGCGUGCUUGUUAUAGUUAAUUCCCCGCCGGCGUUGAGGUUUAUCGAACCGGCGAGCGAAACUUUCGCCGAAUCCCACGGUGACGAUGAGGAUUCUGCCGGCACAUAGACUUUGAAGCGUGUUAUUGUUCGCUUUCAGUCAUAUCACAGCCCUUCCUACUUUUUCUUGUCCCUUCUACCACUUAUGUUCAGAUCCUACACCUAGAGCACUUUAAAUGAUCUGUAUAUCCAACUUUCGACGACCUCAUUAUUGACGUUUCUUUUCCUUUCGAAAUGACAUUUCCAUCGCCCAUCACGACGACCAUUCAAAACCCGCGGUUACGCCUCCUCAACUGCCUUCGCGCUGGAUCAAGACCGAUCCUGACUUUUUUGGGCCUGCCGUCUAUUCGUACGGCCCAAAUAUUGGCUUCAACAGGUCUCGACGGUAUUAUCAUUGACUGUGAACAUGGGUCUAUCAGUGACGACUCCAUGCAUGAAGCCAUUGUCGCUACCUCUUCUCAGGGUGUCUCUCCGCUUGUUCGUGUCAGAAUGACUCACGCGGAUUUAAUCAAACGUGCUUUAGACGCUGGUGCCCAUGGUAUUAUCGUGCCGAUGGUUAACACUGCCGAAGAGGCCAGGGCAGUUGUUCAAAAUGCUACUUUCCCUCCUCAAGGUUUGAGAGGGCAAGGCUCGGCGUUUCCGGGAUUCGCGCUCGGUAUAGAUAUUCCGACAUAUGUGAGAACCGCCAAUGAGACUCUGAUCACUUGUUUGCAAAUCGAGUCCAAGACAGGUGUCGAGAAUGUUGACGCUAUUUGCGCAGUGCCUGGUGUCGAUAUGGUUUUCAUAGGGCCAAAUGACCUUGCCCUUUCUAUCCUCGGCUAUGUUCCUGCCAAAGGGGAUGAGCCCGUGUUUGUUGACGCAAUCAACAAGAUCGUGGCUGCUGCUAGGAAGCAUGGAAAAUGGGUUGGCCGGCUGUCGAAUGACGGGUCUUUAGCUAAAGAGCAUCUCAAUAUUUUUGAUGUAGUAGCUAUGAGCUAUGAUGUCCGGGCGAUGCAGAAUUGGUAUAAGAAUGAAUUGAGAACUGCACGUUCGUGACGGAUAGGAAGGAUAACAUCCAUGAUAGACUAAUUCAUAAAGUGUGAAUAUCGCCAAGGUAUUACGCCACCGGUUCCUAGAUUAGUAACGCCAUGGGUGAUAUUUCUCUUUGUUUCAAUAACACGAAGAGUGAAUAUAGGAUCACACCCGAGUUUUGAAGGAAAAGUUUCCUUUGGCAUAUGAGUAUUUCUCGAUCGAUUUAGAUAAAACAUAUUAAGCCAAGUUGAUUUCAGCUAUCCCAAGUGAUUUUGAUCAGUAAUUCUGAACUCUUCCGGAUCGUAAUUGCUAUGA